Messenger RNA from Ciona intestinalis (vase tunicate), 2119 nucleotides. NCBI's taxonomy places the organism in Eukaryota, Metazoa, Chordata, Ascidiacea, Phlebobranchia, Cionidae. The record is from RefSeq.
GAAAUCUUCCUACAGAAAGCCCUAACUGUCAAUGGAGCUACCCUUAUAUCGUUAUGUUACCGCAAUGCCACAUCACCUCAGUCUGUUAGUUAUCGUCUUUCUAGAUAUCUGCACCACGUCCGGCAAUUCCUGGUUAUUCUUUGGUAAACUUCACGCCUCAUCCACCAGCAGUAUUGAACAAAUUUGUCUACAAAUGCCACUUGAACCAGAGCAAAAGCAAUAUUGCAAAAACCACACGAAAAUAAUGGAGCGCAUACGGGACGGAACCGAAAUGGCGAUGAAAGAAUGUCAAUACCAGUUCAGAAACGAACGCUGGAACUGUAGCAGUGCUGACGAGAGUCAGGGCUUCGGAAAAGUUCUAAAACGCGGUACGAGGGAGGCUGCUUUCGUUGGAGCAAUUACUUCAGCUGCCGUGGCGCAUGAGGUAACGAGGGCUUGCAGUCGUGGGGAGCUGACAGAAUGUUCGUGUGACGGUCAAAAACGAAUGGGGUCGUACAGAGACCAUAGGGGCAGAUUUGAAUGGGCUGGCUGCAGCGAUGAUGUGCAAUUCGGAAUGAGCGUGGCGAAAAUCUUUGUCAACACGAAAGAUAACGCUUUACAUGAUGCAAGAGCUAUCAUGAACGUUCAUAAUAACCGAGCAGGCAGAAAGACAGUCAAAAGCUUCAUGAAACGGUUUUGUAAAUGCCAUGGAGCGACUGACACUUGCCCGCUACGAACGUGCUGGGAUGCACUGGACUCGUUUCGACUUUCAGGCAACCAAUUAAAGCGGAAAUAUGACGGUGCUUCGAGGGUGACUGUCAAACAGGGCUCUCGAAAAAUGACUCUACAUACGACAGUCAGCAGCCAUAAGUCACCCACCAAGCGAGACUUGGUGUAUUUGGAAGACUCACCAAACUACUGUGUGCGCAACGAGGCAACUGGUUCUCUCGGCACCAGCGGUAGAGAGUGUAAUUUAAGUUCAAAGGGGAUUGACGGUUGCUCUCUUUUAUGCUGUGGUAGAGGCCAUGACACGUCAAGCGUAACAAGAACGAGAAUAAACUGCGCAUGCGUCUUCCAUUGGUGCUGUGAGGUGCGCUGUACAAACUGUACCAACACUUAUGACAUUUACACCUGCAAACCGGAGCCAAUGCAAGAAGAUCCGACGCAGCAAACUAUAAGCUCGACGACUACAGACGUCUCGUCGGCGGCUCCGACCCGCAACUCUGGGACGACUUUGAGUACUUCUACCAAAGGACGAAAGUCCGGAAGACGGAGGAACAAAAAGACUCGGAGAAGAAAGGGGCGGAGGAAGGGAAGAAGAGGACGGAAACAGAAGAACACGACGGGCCCUGUCAGGGCUAAAAGGAACAUUCCUGAACACGAAGAAGACGACGUUGAUAUUGACGUGAUGGACUUAAAUGAAGAAGUAGAAGAUUUUAGAUUAGAUUUUGACGAAGAUUCAUUGGAAAAGUACCGGGGCGGUACGUGGGAUAAAAAUGAGUCGAGAGAAUUGUACUGGUUUUCCAAAUGGUGGGUGACUAUGCAACGGUUUCUAUAUCACGACAGAAGCGCUGUGACCGGUUAAAAACGCCCUAGCAGCUUCUGGUAAAAUAGAAAGGGUUGCUUACUCUUACAGUUAGAAAGGUACAAGAGAAAAACGAACGAGGCGCUUGGAAAUCGAACGCAUGGGCUACGAUGGAGAGCACGACUCAUUUCAGGUGCUUGGAUACAGUUCCCGUGAAAUUAAUGCCCCUUUGGCUUACAUGUUCCAGUGGAGACAACUUUUUUGCUUUUUACUCGCUUGCUUUUUUAAUAAUUUAUUUACGAGCUAAAUAUUAUUUCUUAUACAGCUUGCGCUGAGCCUGGCUGCUGCUGCGCGAGCUAAACUACUUUUUACGAUUUCUUUUCCUAAUGCGAACGUCUCAAAAAAUCUUUUAAAAUUUUCUGUAAAAGUCAUUUUUAAACAAUCGUGUUUUUUUUACAGUGGCAAGUACACAAUCAUGUAAUACGUUUCGAAUUUAAAACUCUCUGUUAUCACAUAUAUAUAUAUAAGUAUGGAGCCGCUAAGUAUUUUUAUUUAAAAAGAUUAUGAAAUGUUACGUGCGCAUUUUCGAAUCAAUAUACAAAAACCUAAAAACAA